Penicillium lagena is the source of this 1032-nucleotide messenger RNA. Its product is annotated as Rtr1/RPAP2 family protein phosphatase. Gene Ontology annotation, cellular component: cytoplasm; nucleus. The record is from RefSeq and is a predicted model, not a curated record. Lineage: Eukaryota; Fungi; Ascomycota; Eurotiomycetes; Eurotiales; Aspergillaceae. Gene Ontology annotation, molecular function: RNA polymerase core enzyme binding; RNA polymerase II CTD heptapeptide repeat phosphatase activity. Bases 1 to 1032 code for a protein of 343 amino acids. The transcript has a single exon.
AUGGCCAACCCCCCAGACCGAGCACAACAGUCCACUCUGAAAACCUCUCUACCCACCGCCUACGCCGCUGCCAACGCGCAACAACCUCGCCCAGCACCACCGUCCGAACUCACUCCCGAAGAGCAAGAAAAGUACCUGCUCGCCCGACCUGGCGCCACAGCCCAACAUCUCGACAUCGCUCUGCAGCACGCCCACCAAAUCCAAGCCCAAAAAGAUACCGAGAACCUGAUCCUCGACCGGAUCCUGGAUCUAGUCACGCUGCCGACCUCUCCAUCCGCCGACCCCGCCACGCCCUCCCCCGAAGAUGCGCGCACCUUCAAAGCAGCCCUAAUCCCUUUCCGCCCCAGCGACUACGACAACCUGACCCUGGAGCGGAACUACGACCAGCUCUGCGGCUACGGGCUCUGUCCGCGCAGGCAUCGCAAGGAGGAGGGUAGUUCUGCACAGCAGGGCAGCUUCAAGUUCAAAUGGGGUGCCAAGGGGAGUGGGCCUGGUGGCCGUGGACGCAGUAUGGAUAUCGUCCCGCAGGAGAAGUUGGAGAAGUGGUGCUCUGAUGAUUGUGCAGAGAGGGCACUGUUUAUUCGUGUGCAGCUUGCUGAGGAGCCGGUUUGGGAGAGGCGCGCGGGGGAUAAGCGAAAUCGGAAUAUUCUGCUCCUGGAGGAGGCGCGUGCGAAGCGAAUGCAGGAGGCCGCUGCUGCUGCGACUAUUCCGACUACUACAGGCUCAUCGUCCAAGGACAUGGAGGGGAAGGAAGAUGUUACGGCGGAAUUGGGAUUGGGCAACUUGACGUUGCAAGAUACCGACCACGGGAAGGACCUUGCUUUGGAGCGCGGUGAUACCGGUCUUGUCUUUCGAAAUGGUCGUGUGGAUGUUCAGAUCAAGGAAAAGGAACGUGAGCUGGAUCACCCGGUUGCUGCUCCUCAACUGCGGCCGGAGGAUGCCACUGGAGGUUCCAUUGAGGGCUAUGUGCCUUCGGAGGAACGGGGGCAGCAGCCGGCCGAUGAUGAUGGGGACGUGCUCGAUCAGAUUUGA